Messenger RNA from Megalopta genalis, 1354 nucleotides. RefSeq names its product U11/U12 small nuclear ribonucleoprotein 48 kDa protein. The record is from RefSeq and is a predicted model, not a curated record. NCBI's taxonomy places the organism in Eukaryota, Metazoa, Arthropoda, Insecta, Hymenoptera, Halictidae.
CCUCUCGCAAAUAGUUCCUUCCUUUAGGUCCGUAGUACGAGUAUGGUAGUGACAAGUGGUGACAAGUGACAACAUUACGUCAUAAGGAGACGCGUUCGCGUGUUUUCUAGGUUUAGUUAAUUGUUACAAAUAAUUUUCUUUACUCACAAUUUUACAUUAGAAGCGGAAAUGUUAAAUAGUACGUUAAAUAACCGCGAAAUCCAAUACCGAGGUUUAAAUGAUUUCACGAAAAAAAUUCACCAAGAAAUCAUGGACAUUACGUCUGCCUUAGAUUGGACGCUAGAAAGCAUAGAAAUUGAGAACGAUAAUCGUCUAAUAUGUCCAUAUAAUUCGUCUCACCGUAUCGGAAAAGAAAUUUUGGAUCAACACUUGGAAGAUUGUCAAUGGAAAAGAGAUGGCUAUAAUAAAUGUCAUGUACCACUGUCUGAACCAAAUUUAGAUUUGUGUUCUCCUUUCUCUAUAAAAUUGGAUGCAGUUUUGCAAAAUAGCAUCAUAGAAGAAGCUAGAAGAAAGGAUUCUACAAUAAGCAUUGGUUUGGGUGAUCGGUUAAUUCCACGAACAUCCGAUAGAAUCUUCACAGAUUUUACUCGCGAUGAAAGGAAAAUAUUAUACGAAUAUGUCGUCUCCCGUACAAUGAAAGUGGACGUUGGACAUGACUUUACAGAUACCAAAACAUUAGUCUGUAGAGAUAAAGAUAACAAACAGUUAUCGUUUCUGGAGAUACUGGUUCAAGAACGUAAUUUAAAACGACGUAGGGCUAAACACAGAGGUGUUCAUACCAAUAAAAAGUCUCACAUGGAAAUCCUCAGAGAGAUCAUAGAUCAACAAAUGGAGUUGUACGUCGAUCAUGUCACGCAAGAACAUCAAAUUAAUCGUGAGACGAAAGCUGUAGAUCUCAGAAAAACUGAAAGUCCAAGGAAACAUCUGGGUGACACUGUACAAAACACAUCCUCGUUGUCUCCCACCGAUUCUCGUUACAACUGUCGUCAUCUUUUACUUAGGGACUCUCAGAAUGAUCACGGAGGUAACAAUCUCCGAAACGAUCGUAUCGAACCGUCGCACGCAUCUUCGUUCAGAGAUCGAUACGGGCGAGACAAGUAUUCGCGAACUACAACAGAAUCGCGAAACUCGAAGGAAUCACGAAAACCGCAGACACAACGUAAACAUAAACGUUCCCGUUCCAGAGAACGCGAUUAUAGCAAAAAGAGUAGACGAGAGUUCUCCGAGAAGACUUACGCGAGGAAUGUUAGGAAGUAUGAGAAACCGGAAAGUAUGACAAAGAACUGCGAUCAUUUUAAAAAGGUGGAGAAGAACCAUUAGCGUCUGUUGUUAUCGUGAUGUUUUGCUUAUUAAU